Schizosaccharomyces cryophilus OY26 is the source of this 1502-nucleotide messenger RNA. RefSeq names its product WD repeat protein. Gene Ontology annotation, biological process: autophagy of mitochondrion; protein localization to phagophore assembly site; nucleophagy. The record is from RefSeq and is a predicted model, not a curated record. Gene Ontology annotation, cellular component: phagophore assembly site membrane; fungal-type vacuole membrane; extrinsic component of membrane. Bases 300 to 1310 code for a protein of 336 amino acids. Gene Ontology annotation, molecular function: protein binding; phosphatidylinositol-3,5-bisphosphate binding; phosphatidylinositol-3-phosphate binding. The transcript has 5 exons. NCBI's taxonomy places the organism in Eukaryota, Fungi, Ascomycota, Schizosaccharomycetes, Schizosaccharomycetales, Schizosaccharomycetaceae.
CUUAGCUUCAUCAAACGUAGUUGUUCAUUGUGAAACACCAACGGUUCUUUCAAGAAACAACCAUUGUCGAUUCAGUCAUCAUUAACAAAAAAACUCGAAAGUUGUAGUUUGUUAUAUAUUUUUUUUACUAUAUUCAUGAAAACAAUUUCCUUGGCUUGUAAACGAUUGCAUUGAAUUUACUUUGAAGAGAAGAUCUGAUUUUAUGAAGCAAUUUUUGGAGCUUAAUGGUAUCUUAAAUAAGAAGAAUUCUUUAAAGCAACUCUCUUUCUUUGGCUUCUAGGAUUUCCAAAAUUAGAAUCAUGGCUCCUGUCGUUUUAUACUGCUCUUGGAACCAGGAUCAAAGCUGCCUGUCUAUUGGGACAGAAACCGGAUUCCAGAUUUAUCAAUGUGAUCCUUUUACUCUACGUUUUUCAAAAGAAACACAUGGAGUCGCUUUCUGUGAGAUGCUUAAUCGAUCAUCACUUAUUGCGCUUGUUCAAGUGUCGCCUGCGUCUACUCGAUUGCUCAAGCUUAUUGAUAUUAAGAAAGACGUUGAGCUUUGUCGCAUGUUUUAUCCCGCUCCAGUAUUAAAUAUUCGUCUUACUACUACUCGUCUGGUUGUUGUUAUUAAAGGAAGCAUUUACGUUUACAACCUUAAGAAUUUGAACUUGAUCAAUACUUUGGCUACAAUUCCUUCAAAUAAAAUCGCGUUCUCUGCUCAUGAAUCCUUUAUUGCCUAUAAUUCCCCCCAGGCUCCAGGGUAUGUGUAUCUGACUUCAUUAGAGACAGCGAUGCCGAUUACUCUGCUGCACUGUCAUUCCAGUCCAGUGCGGUGUAUUGAAUUUCAUCCGGACGGACAUCUGAUAGCUACAGCAUCGGCAAAGGGUACAGUUAUACGUAUAAUGUCUACAUCAACAGGGGAAAAGGCUAUGGAAUUGAGGCGUGGCUACAUACCAGCUUCCGUUGUUUCGAUUGCUUUUCACUCAAAGAAACCCUUUCUGGCCUGUGCUUCAGAAAACGGGACUAUUCACAUAUAUAAACUAUCGAAGCAAAAUUUUUCUGAAACUACUCAUUCUCCUACUUCUUCUAUGAGCAAUUCAUCGUCUUGGUCAAAGUUUCUUAAAUCCAACGUUACCAAACCAUUAGAAGCUCGAAGAGAGUUCGCUACAGCAAAAAUACCAGAGGCAUCAUUUUGUGGAAAAAUUAUUUUCUCUGCAUCGAAACCUCAUGUACAGGUAAUCUCUUAUACUGGACAAUACUAUCGCUUUGUGGUUGAUUUUAAGCAUGGUGGAAACUGUGCCAUGCUGGAGAGAUACAUACUUGAUGAGUAAAUUAUGGAUUUACGGAACGGAUUAUUGAUAAUGACCUUUAUAAUCUCCAAUAUGCAUAGAAUCAUGCUUUUUAAUGAAUUUUGUAUGAAUCUUAUUAGGCUUUCCUUGUCAUAGUUUGGAAUUUUGCUAUUAGUGUCUUAAUGAAUUUAUUAUUGGUACAACCUAUUUGGAAGUAUUCAACGCCUUUAAAAC